GGAAGAAUGACGUCACCUUUUCAACCCGUUGAACAAUCAGAGAGCUCCCGGUCAAGCGACAGGGACUUGAAUAGCCCAACUUUUAAUGUAUUCUGCCUGAACCUAGCCAGCACAGCCUAUCUUGGUGGUCUAUUUGUUCAUAUUAGCCACUCCUUUUCUAUGUGUCGAUGCUAUUUGAAUAGAUUCCUACCGACUGACAAUUUAGUCAACUCUGCAUUGAACAGGUUUUGUAGUCUAUCAAGAGCAGGCUAUUCCUCUGUGAGUCCAACUUUUAUAGGAGGCUCUCCUGGAUAAGUGGGAAGACUGUAUGGACCAGGCUUAACAUGAAGAGCCUUAAAGCAAAGUUUAGGAAGAGCGACGCCCACGAAUGGAGCAAAAAUGAUGAGCGCCUCCUGGUAGCUGUGGAACACGGCGAGGUGGAGAAGGUGGCCUCUCUCCUCACCAAGAAAGGAGCCAGCGCGGUCAAACUGGACAAUGAGGGAAAGUCAGCUCUCCAUGUGGCUGCCACCCGUGGUCAAACUGAUUGUCUGGCAGUCAUCCUGGCCCAUGGAGUGGACACAUCAGUCAUAGACACCUCAGGUUUUAGUGCUUUACACCUCGCUGCCAAAAACAACCAUCAGGAGUGUGCCAAAAAGCUUAUACAGAGUAAAUGUGUGUUGGAUGCUCUGGACAGCUCAGGGAAGACAGCCCUUCAUCACGCAGCUGCCAGUGGAAGCGUUGGGAUUGUCCAAACCUUAUGUGAGCACAAGUGUCCGGUAAACAUCAAAGACACGGAUGGCCUAAGCCCCCUGCUGCUGUCCGCCAGACACGCCCAGGCGGAGGUGUGCGGCAGCCUCCUGGACUGGGGAGCCGACGUCAACGCGUGUGAUAAGAACGGCAGGACAGCGGUGAUGCUGGCCAGUGAGAGCAGCAGUGUGUCUGUAUUGGAGGUUCUGGUCCAGAGAGGAGCUGACCUCCAGGCUGUGGACUCUUUGGGUCACGACAUCCUGCACUACGCCAAAAUGUCUGGCAGCAGUGAAGUCAAGGCCGUCCUCACUGCGGCGCUGCACAAGGCCCACUCCGACUCAGACACCCCGAAAUCCCCAAAGUCCCCCAAAACUCCUCAGCAUGAUCAAGUGGCUAGGUUAUGUGGCGAUCCAAGCACAACUCCCAAAAAACGAAAAGCACCUCCACCUCCCAUAAGUCCUGUGCAGAUGUCUAGCCCCAACUCUCCCGCGUACAUGACCCCAAAUGAAACUCCGGUCUCCAGUAAAAGUUUUGGAUCGAAAGUAUUUAAUUAUAAGGAGGAGGAGUUGCAGAGCGUGUCUCUGAGGGAGGAGGUGGAGAAGCUACAGGGGGAGAAGUGCAUGCUGCUGGAGACCAUUGAGGAUCUGAAGCAGAUUGUGGACCAGACUGUGACUAUGAGCCAGACGGAGCCAGGGCUGGGGCCCAAGGCAGAGGACUGUGGGAAGGUAGACUCAGCUCUAGUAGUGGCCCUACAAGCAAAGAUUACUGCUCUGUCUCUGGAGAACCAGCAGUUAGCCCAGAUACUCAAGAAGCGUCCGUCUCCCCAGGGAGGUGAGGGGGGCCAUGAGGACUCGUCCCGUCCAGAUAGUAUGAACUCUAACGCCUCCUACCACACCACCCACGAGUCCCCCAGCGAGGCCCUGCUCCAGCCUCAGGGGACCGAGGAGGACAUGUCUGAAGGAUCCGCCCUGGAGCUCAGCAGCACCUCCCUGAGACAGGAGGAAGAAGAGGGUGAGGAGGGGGGGAAGGAGGGAGGCGAGGAGGAGAUCAGGCUGCUGAGGGAGACCCUAGGGAGCAUCCAGUCCAAACUACAGGAGACGCAGAAGGAGAACCGCACGCUCCAUGCCAGGUUCAUACCUGAGCAGGAUGAGGAGACAGGAAGGAAGGGAAAGGUGCUGCUUGAGAGUCUAGCAGAGCUCCAGGCCAAGCUGACGGAGACACAGGAGAAACACCAGCAGGCCAGAGAGGAGGUGCUGGCCCUCAGGGCACAGAUUGAAAGAGGAGGUGGUGGAGGAAGGGAAUUGGCAGAGCAGGAGCUCCAGAGACUGAGAAGCUCUCUGGAGCAGGAAGUGAAAGACCUGAGGUCCCAGCUGGCCCAGUCAGGGCAGCAGAGGGAGAGGGAUGUAGGCCGGAUCAGGGAGCUGGAGGCCAGGCUGAAGGCAGCAGACCACAGCUCUGAUCACGAUAAGAGCUUGCUGGUGGACCGGUACAAGGAGGCACAGGAGGAAAUCAGGAUGCUGCAGGAGGCCCUGAGGGGGACGGUCCCUGUGGAGGCUGCAGCUAAUGACUUUGAGGAGAUGAAGGGUGAACUGGGGAGUGUGAUUGAUGGGCUGCAGCGCCGCCUGCUGGAGCUCUCCAAGUCCUACAGCGAGGCCAAGAGUGAACUGAGCUCCACCAGGAACCAGCUGGAGGAGACCCGGGCUGUCAAGCCUAAGCCUGGCAGCCCUGUAUUCUCCCCAGUCAAAGAGCAGGACAUGCUGAGGAGCAGAGUGGAGGAGCUGCAGGCAUCGUUAGCCGACACACAGAGCAAGUACUCGGCCUCUCUGGAGGAGAUCGCCCUCCUGAAGCAGGAGGCUGAUGCUCUGGCCCAGGGGUCAGUGGCGUUAGCUGACCACACCCAGGUGGUGUCCUCUCUGGGCAGCGCCAUCAAGGACCUGGAGGACCAGGCAGACGCUCUGAGACAGCAGCUGUCCCAGAGGGCCCUGCAGGUGGACGCCCUACAGAACAGACUGACCGUGGAGAAGGACCACACACCGGACGACUCUAUAUCACGGCUGGAGCACGAGCAGAUGAGAGGGGGUCUGGAGACUGAGGUGGGCCACCUGACGCAGCUCCUCCAGGGGGCCCUGAGGAAGCAGGAUGAGGUGGCUCUGGAGGCGGCUGCAGCGUGGCAGGAGCUGAAGGAGGGGAGGAGCAAGAGGGAGGCCCUGCAGGAGCUGGCAGUCAGCAGGGAGAAGGAGAACCACACUCUGAGCACCAAGCUCAGAGGGGCCCAGGAUGCCAUAGCUCAGCUGAAGAAGCUGGUGGAGGGACACGUCAGCUCAGAGAGAGAGAAGAAUAAGAAGAUUGAUGACCUGACGAGAGAGGUGGGGAAGUUAAAGGAUGCCUUAAACAGCCUAUCCCAGCUGUCCUACAGCGCAGGCUCUGCUAAGAGACAGCAGACCCUGCAGCAGCAGCAGUUGGACAGCCUACAGCAGCAAGUUAAGCAGCUGCAGUACCAGCUAGGGGAGUCAAAGAGGCAGCACCAUGAGAUAGUGUCCGUCUACAGGAUGCAUCUCCUAUAUGCCGUCCAGGGUCAGAUGGAUGAGGACGUUCAGAAAGCCUUGAAGCAGAUUCUGAGGAUGUGCAAGAUGCCAACAGAAGCCAAAUGAAGUGUCUGAGAUGGAGCAGCCUAUCUAUCUACUGCCAGUGCUGGAGAGGAGACAAGGAAACAACAUCCUUACACGCUGGUCUCCUAACCUACAUGGCCUGUCACACGUGUGCCGCAUCCGUCCAUCAAACACACACGUCCGUCAAAAUCAAAGAUAAUGAUUCUUUAUUUGUCUACAAACUAUUUCAGAGGGGAGCUACAAUAUGAAGACUCCUUGUCAAUAGAUUUGAAUGGCAUCCUAUCUUUGAACUAGCAGUGUUAGUUUUGUAUUGUUGUCACUUAGUUUUUAAUUGUAGCACUGGUUUUCAUGACAUAAUGAUAUAAUCCAAUUUUUGGGACCUCUGCAUGCAAUUUUUCCUAAAUCAACCACAUGCAAAAUGCUUUUUCGGCACUUUUGUCAAUAUUUUCCUAAUAGCAUAAAACUUUUAUGAAAACGAAUAGUUUCAAAUGUAUGGAAGAUUUUUCUAGAUACAUUUAUGAAAUGAAAACAAAGAAGUUUGGUAGUUGUAUUUUUGAACAACCCUAUUUGGGGGUUUUGUAUGAAUUCAGUAUUUUGUGUGAUAACCUAGGCCCUUUUCAGUGUCUGUGAUCUGUGAAUGCCAAUUUUACCCAAUUUGGGGGGUUUUGUCCUCAUUUACACCAUAUUCCCUUGGAGGCUUUUUAAAUCAAUAUGACUUAAUGAACAGAAUCGACCUUUUGAGUAAUGUAACCCCCCAUUGCUUCAACAAUGAUAUUUAUUGAGCAAUUAUCCAGUACUUGAAGGGUGAGGUGGUAUCAGAUCUCUGGGGAGUGUCUCUCUGAGGACAGAAAAUACCCAUGUGACUAAUGCACUUUCAUCAUGCUGUACUCCCAUUCAAACUCUAUAAUGCCUCAGCAGAUUACCUGUCCCAUCCGGGAAAUCUUAGUUUGUGUCCCAUGUGCCUGCUCUUUCUGUGUUGAAGCCUGACAGACUUGUCUUGAUUCUUGAUCUUCUUCCCUCGUUUUAUAAUAUCAUUAUAGUGUAAGAACUGUAGCAGGUAUUCAUAUUUUGUGUUUUUUUGAAGGGGGGGGGUGAAACAACCAACUAUUUCAGUGUUGCUAUACUGUAUCUUGGUAUGGCGGCAUUUGAGUCUGUUGGACUGUUGAGCAAGUUGCUCAGCCUCAUUCAAUCCACUUCAUCCACAUACUGUACAUGAGCAGUAGAGUAGGAAUAGUAUAGUAAAAAGUAAACACCAUAAAACACGAAGUUCAUUACUCAUAAGUAGGGCUAUAAUCUCUGGUGGACAGAUGCAUGUAACAUAUAGCAUCUGUCGACAGACUGGGAUGCAUUACUAACGAGGAACUUUGUUCUGGUAAACAGAUUCUUCAUCAUUUGGACAAAUCACGAUUUUGAGCGCUCUCAUUUUUCGGAAGGGGACAUUCAGCCCAUAGACUUGCCCAAUACUGGCUGAUUUUUUUUUCUGUUUGGGUGGAGACUUAGCUAGUCUUGUUCAAGAGGCCAGGGUUCCGGUCUAGAAGCACGAUUUCGACUGCACCUACAGUCUUUCUUCGGUACUGCAGCUUAAAUGAUGCCCGGCCCAGAAAGACAAUUCACAUAGACGAUACCAUAGAGAAAUUACAUUUAAAAAGUCCAAAAAAAGACACUUAAGUCAUCACCUUUGUGCACACACAUCCAUUGAAUUAUUUAAAUAAUUGUCGCUGGGGCAGAUUCGUUUUAUUUAUUUUUCCAUAGCCGAACAUAUAAAAAUGUUCUAUUCAUCCAAUGUCUCAUGUUUUUGGAUGACAUGAUGAUGUCAUCGCUAAUCGCUCUGCUCCCUGUGUGCACUGAGUGCUAGUGAGUUGUGCUGAGUAAACCCGGAUGCAACCCAAAUAUAGAUGGUCCAUGAAUCGGCGUAUGCAAACGUGAGUAGAUUACGUUUAAAAUAACUGUCGGACAUUUUAGACACUUUCUCUAGUUCUUCUAGCUUAGUGGUCUCGUACACAGUGUACUCCCUUAGUGAUCGCAGUGAUGUGCAAUUACAUCAGACGUGAUAUGCAGGAUGACCCCAGUUAUGGAUGAUAUACAUAACCCGAACCUAUACAUACCACCACAGUGCUGUACUCUGUGGUUUUAGCAUACAUUUCUACUCUUUGGGCUCCUCACUGUGUUUACACAGGCAGCCCAUUUCUGAUCUUUUGCCCAAUUAUGGGCAAACUAUCUGAUCUGAUUGGUCAAAAGACCAACAUAUCAGUAUUGGGCUGCCUGUGUAAACACAGCCUAAAUUAUUUAGGAUGAUCCACUACAGCGGAGUAAUAGAAUAUAAUAGAACAUGAUGAAGACAGGAGUGAAGUUGUCCUUAUAUCCCAGGUCACUUGAUGAGUUUCUCUAACAACUCCUGUUAAUAAGGUAAAAAGAAGACUCCUCUCUGUGACAGAGGUUAAUAAGCAUUGCCUGAAUGUUUUGAAUUUAGAAAGGGAUAAGGAUGAGAUGCCCCUUGUCUCCUGUUGUUUUUACAACAGUUUUUGUAAUGGAAACUGAUUUUGAUGUUUGUUUGCCAGUUGUUUUUCACCCAAUUCAAUAAAUUGUGAAGACCUC
Salmo salar (Atlantic salmon) is the source of this 5930-nucleotide messenger RNA. RefSeq names its product retinoic acid induced 14 (gene rai14). The record is from RefSeq and is a predicted model, not a curated record. Lineage: Eukaryota; Metazoa; Chordata; Actinopteri; Salmoniformes; Salmonidae. Gene Ontology annotation, molecular function: actin binding.